Molecule: messenger RNA, 165 nt
Organism: Fusarium venenatum
Lineage: Eukaryota; Fungi; Ascomycota; Sordariomycetes; Hypocreales; Nectriaceae
Source: RefSeq, a predicted model, not a curated record
AUGAUGGAUGAGGUAUAUAAACAUGUAUCGCAAUUAACCAUCCGAAUCAGAGUCGAUGAAGAACUAACAGCAGUUAAUGACAAGCUUGCACUUCUUCCAGAGUCUUGGGUUGACCUCGAGGGACUCGAGAAAAGAGUAGCAGAAAAGUUAACUUUCAAGCUUUAG